AUGGCCGCUCCUCGUUCAUCCUCGCUGCGUGCCUUGCGCCAGCUCUCCAGCCAACACUCUGCUCUCCCUGCCCGCCGUUGUCUGCACAUCACCGGAGUCCAGUCCGCUCAACCCGCCAAUCCCGCCGACAAGGCCUCUCUCUACGCUGCUCGCACCCUGCCUGACCUGAAGCUCGAGUGCCAACGUCGUUCGAUCCGUGCUGCUGGCAGCAAGUCCGAGCUCGUCGAACGCCUCUCCAAUCAUGAUAUCCUCCAGACCCGUGCUUUCAGCAUCGCCAUGCGCCGCAUUAACCCCAAUGCCUUCGCUGAAACCCGCCAAUUCAACACCUCCCGCUCCUCAUCAGCCGUCGGCGACUCCUCCACCGUCGACUUCGUCUACAUGCCCACAAUGUCCGACAUGGACGCCACGACGAUCCGUCGCUCAUCCCCCCAAAUCCCGGUCCUUCCCGACAUGCACUCCAUCCAACAGCCAUCCACAAUCCCCACCUCUUCACCCAUGAAGCCCCAGAUCUACACGGUCUCCGGUUCCGGCGCUGACGUCGCCGCCAGCGCCAUGUCUGAGGUUGUUGAUAACGUCGCCGUUGACCUCGACCCGUUCUCCUUGACCGAGGCUGUCGGCCGCUCGCGCGUCGGUGAGGAAAUCCAACGCACCCGCAAUGGCGGUCCCGCCAAACCCGGUGUUGUUUCAGAACUUUGGGCCGGAUUCCUGGAUGAUGCCUUUGGUCCCAAGGAGCCGGCCAGGAAAUAA
Molecule: messenger RNA, 747 nt
Organism: Penicillium waksmanii
Lineage: Eukaryota; Fungi; Ascomycota; Eurotiomycetes; Eurotiales; Aspergillaceae
Product: SAP domain-containing protein
Exons: 3
Coding region: 1-747 (248 amino acids)
Source: RefSeq, a predicted model, not a curated record